UCGUGAGGACGCCGAGUUAGCUCUCCAGAACAUCUCAAACACUCGAAUGGAUGAUCGUGUGAUUCGUGCCGAUUGGGAUGCUGGCUUUGUUGAAGGACGUCAGUAUGGAAGAGGAAAACACGGUGGACAAGUUCGUGACGAAUACCGAAAAGACUAUGAUCCAGAGAGAGGAGGAUACAAUCGUGCUAUCGCUCAAAAGAGCGAGCGUUAG
Messenger RNA from Caenorhabditis remanei, 211 nucleotides. RefSeq lists its product as uncharacterized. Gene Ontology annotation, molecular function: RNA cap binding. Gene Ontology annotation, biological process: mRNA cis splicing, via spliceosome. NCBI's taxonomy places the organism in Eukaryota, Metazoa, Nematoda, Chromadorea, Rhabditida, Rhabditidae. Gene Ontology annotation, cellular component: nuclear cap binding complex. The transcript is spliced from 2 exons. The annotation marks the transcript as partial. The record is from RefSeq and is a predicted model, not a curated record.